AUGGAGGACAAAGAGAUCUCCCCCGGCUACGAUGACAAGACCGCUGGCUUCACUCCCGAGAAGGGCGGCGUCGAGGCACUAGAGCACGCUGGCAAAGACCGCCGCGGCUCAACUGCAUUGAACCUCGUCAAGAACCCUCUCCAGAACAAAUCCCCAGACGAGGUCGUUGCCGACGCGCGCCUCUUCGCCGAGAGCAAUGGCAUGUCCGAACAUGUCGAUCUCUUCGGCAGAGCAGCUCUCGUCGCCCGCGACAUGGACAACUUCGAGUCUGUCGAUCUUCUCGACGACGAACGCGCCGCCCUCAUCUACGAGCGGGACCACAAGUGGCACGGCUCCAAGAUGCUGUGGUACUCAAUUGGUCUCUGUGCCGUCGGCGCUGCUACCCAGGGCUGGGAUCAGACAGGUGCCAAUGGUGCUAACCUGUCGUUCCCCAAGGAGUUCGGCAUUGACAAGACGGCGCGAGAUGAUUGGAUUGUUGGUAUCAUCAACUCCAUCAUCUUCCUCACUGCUGGUUUGAUUGGUGCCUUUAUUGUCGAUCCUCUUAACCACUACUUUGGCCGACGUGGAGAGAUCUUCAUUACAGCCUGUUGCUUGGUUGCUACACCUAUUGCCUCUGGUUUCGCUAGGAACUGGCAGGAGCUUUUCGCCAUCCGUUUUGUCAUGGGAAUUGGUAUUGGAGCCAAGAAUGCCACCGUGCCUAUUUAUUCUGCUGAAAUGGCUCCUGCUCGCAUUCGAGGUGCUCUCGUCAUGUUCUGGCAGUUAUGGGUCGUCAUUGGUAUCUUCCUCGGUUUCUGCGCCAAUGUCAUCGUCAAGGAUGUCGGUGACAUCGCCUGGAGACUCGAACUCGGUUCUGCUUUUAUCCCCGCCUUCUUCCUCGCCGUCGGCAUCUACUUCUGUCCCGAGUCUCCUCGAUGGCUGAUGAAGCAUGGCCGACUCGCAGAGGGAUUCGUCUCCAUGUCCAAGCUCCGAGCCCAUCCCAUCAUCGGUGCUCGUGACUUCUACUACUCCUACGUGAUCUACCAGGUGGAGCUCCAAGAGAAUGCCGGCGCUGGCUACUUCCGCCGACUGUGGGACUGCUUCUCUGUUCCCAGAAUCCGAAGAGCCAACUACGGUGCCAGCACUGUCAUGCUGGCCCAGCAGAUGUGCGGUAUCAACAUCAUCUCUUUCUACAGUUCCAGUAUCUUCCGUGAUGCUGGAUACUCCCAAGACGAAGCCCUGUAUGCCUCUUUGGGCUACGGUGCAAUUCAGGUUGUCUUUACCAUUCCUACUCUCUUCUUGAUCGAUACCAAGGGACGAAGAUUUUUGACACUUGCUACUUUCCCAUUCAUGUGUAUCUUCCUCUUGGCUGGUGGCCUGUCUCUUCUCAACAACAGCGACAAUCGCGCUGCAAACAUCGGUCCUGUUGUGCUAUUCGUCUACCUCUUCACAAUCGCUUACUGUCUCGGAGAAGGGCCAGUCGCCUUCCAGUACUCUGCUGAGGUCUUCCCUACCAUCCAGCGAGAGCAGGGUAUGGCUUGGGCCGUCUGCAUCAACAACACCUUCGCUGGUGUUCUUGGCUUGACCUUCCCCCGAAUGAAGAAUGUCAUGACUCCCACAGGAGCUUUCGGCUUCUACGCUGGACUCAACCUUAUCGCUUGGGGCAUGAUUUUCUGCUUCGUCCGUGAGACCAAGCAGAUGACCCUUGAGGAAUUGGAUCAGGUCUUCUCCGUUCCAACCUCAAAAUUCCUUUCUCACGAGACCCAGGUCUGGCUGCCUUACUUGUUCAAGCGCUACAUCCUGCGAAAGAACAUCGAGCGACCCGCUCCUAUCAUUGAGAAGGCUGAGAGGACACACGCUUAA
Fusarium sp. VM40 is the source of this 1839-nucleotide messenger RNA. Lineage: Eukaryota; Fungi; Ascomycota; Sordariomycetes; Hypocreales; Nectriaceae. The record is from the annotation of a GenBank genome assembly.